AUGCUCAAAACACAUCCAGUGUCUAACUGUGGUAAACCAAAACCAGAAGAUGCGAGGGCUCUUCACAAGUUGUUCAAGGACAUGCAGUGCAGCCCUGGCCUUAAUUUCUCCAAGAUUGACUCGGUGCACACAAGUUGGCCUCCAUUUCGAGCUUAUGAACCAAAUUCUGUUCUCCCUCGAGAUUGA
Dovyalis caffra is the source of this 186-nucleotide messenger RNA. The record is from the annotation of a GenBank genome assembly. NCBI's taxonomy places the organism in Eukaryota, Viridiplantae, Streptophyta, Magnoliopsida, Malpighiales, Salicaceae.